This is a messenger RNA of Musa acuminata subsp. malaccensis (wild Malaysian banana), 2406 nucleotides long. RefSeq names its product subtilisin-like protease SBT4.3. Gene Ontology annotation, biological process: proteolysis. Lineage: Eukaryota; Viridiplantae; Streptophyta; Magnoliopsida; Zingiberales; Musaceae. Gene Ontology annotation, molecular function: serine-type endopeptidase activity. The record is from RefSeq and is a predicted model, not a curated record.
AAGCCCUUACAAUGGCUGCUUACGGCUCUCCACCGUUCUCACACCUUCUCCUCGCCAUCCUCAUACCAAUCCUUCUUCUCACAGCCACUGCUGAUGCCAAUGAAGAAAGAAAGGUAUACAUUGUGUACAUGGGACAUCAAACCUCAUCCAGUUCGUCGACCGAGGCCGAACAUCUAAAUCUACUUAAGCAAGUACUCGAGGGCUGUGCCCCCUGCGAUUCCUUGGUCUACAGCUACACGAAGAGCUUUAAUGCACUUGCAGCUAAACUCCUGACCAAAGAGAUGGAAAAGCUAGCUGGAAUGAAGGGUGUGGUCUCUGUGUUCCCCAGCAAAAUCCUGCACCCCCGCACAACCAGGUCAUGGGAUUUCUUGGGCUUUCCUGCGACCGUGAAUCGUAAUCCUCCACUGGAGAGCGAUGUUAUCGUCGGCAUGAUCGAUACCGGAAUCUGGCCGGAAUCCGAGUCCUUCAACGAUCAAGGACUCGGACCUCCGCCGCGCAAAUGGAAGGGUGACUGCAUAAACCUCAAGUGCAACAACAAAAUCAUUGGGGCGAGAUACUACAACAGCUUGAACGACACGUCGCAAGAAGAGUCUCCGCGAGAUUUCAAUGGCCACGGAACGCACACGGCCUCCACCGUCGCCGGGAAGAGCGUACAGGGCGCCAGCCUCUACGGCCUCGCGGGUGGCACGGCCAGGGGCGGCGUGCCGUCGGCCAGGCUCGCCGUUUACAAGGUCUGCUGGUCGUUCGGCUGCGCCGAGCAAGACAUCUUGGCAGCCUUCGACGACGCCAUCGCCGACGGGGUCGACAUCAUAUCCAUCUCCAUCGGCUACCCCUCCGCCUUCGACUAUUUCCUGGACGCGAUGGCCAUCGGCUCGUUCCAUGCCAUGAAGAAGGGAGUCCUCACCUCGGCGUCCGGCGGUAACAGCGGGCCGUACCAUGGCACGGUCGGCAACGUCGCUCCAUGGAUGCUGGUCUCUGCAGCAAGCAGCACCGACAGGCACAUAAUAGACAAGCUAGUAACCGGAGAUCAGAGAUGCGUGGUGGGGGCUUCGGUCAACACCUUCGCCACCGAGAAAGAGUCUUACCCUUUCGUAUAUUUUGGAGAUGGAAGCUUUCCCCCAGCAGAUUGCACUCAACUGGACGAGAAAUUAGUGAAGGGGAAGAUAGUUCUGUGUGGAUACAUCGAUGAUGGGACAGGAGCUUAUCUUGCCGGUGCUAAAGGAGCAGUAAUGUUGAACGAUGCUUUCCUCGACACUUCCUUCUCUUUUCCUCUUCCAGCCAUCGCAAUUAGCUACUCUAACGGCGAGAAGCUUAUGCAAUACAUCAACAAGACCAAUAAUCCCGUGGCGAACAUACACAAAAGCGAAGCAGUGUUCGAUCCUAAAGCUCCAGUGGUUGGCUCCUUCUCAUCCAGAGGUCCAAAUACAAUCACAGCUGACAUCUUAAAGCCCGAUAUAAGUGCCCCAGGCAUUGACAUUUUAGCCGCCUGGUCAAAGCUCGGCAAAGUGUCAGGCUCCCCUAACGACACACGGUCGGUCGAGUAUAACAUCAUCUCGGGGACUUCCAUGGCCUGCCCGCACACCAGCGGUGCCGCCGCGUACGUCAAGUCGUUCCACCCGAGCUGGUCUCCUGCGGCCAUCAUGUCCGCGCUGAUGACGACAGCGAAGCCGAUGAAUCCUUCGCUCCACCCUGAUGCGGAAUUGGCCUACGGGGCGGGGCAGCUCAACCCGGUGAAGGCGGUCGACCCCGGCCUCGUAUUCGAUGCCGCCGACACCGACUACGUGCAGAUGCUGUGCGACGAGGGUUACAAUAAGUCCAUGAUUAGGAUCAUCACCGGAGACGACAGAUGCUGUUCUUCUCUCGGUCGCAGAACCGCGAGGGAUCUGAACUAUCCUUCCAUGGCCUUGCACGUCGCAUCGAAUGAAUCCUUCGCAGGGAACUUCACGAGAUCGGUGACCAACGUCGGCGAUGCGUGUUCCAUAUAUAGAGUAAAGAUCAAAGCAGAUGGGAGGCUGAAAGUGGUGGUGAAUCCCAAGACGUUGGUGUUCACAAAACCAGACGAGAAACAAGGAUUCGUGGUGAGUGUUUCAGGAGGGCCGAUGGCGACGAAUUCUACAGCGUCGGCUUCGAUCGUAUGGUUGGACGGAAAGCACAGCGUGAGGAGCGCGAUGGUUGUGUAUACAGAUUUCACGAGUUAAAGACUGAGGAUUCUUGUUGGGUUAAAGAUGACGUGAACAGAGCAGCAUCAAAACUGGGGUGGAAACAUCUGUCUGUUGGGUCUUUUAAGGAGAUUAGUUCUUGGCCGGUGUUCUUAUUUUAUUAAUAUGCAUUUCUUCAUUUAAAGAAUCUAGCAAGUACGUCCAUUUGUGAGUUUCGAUCAAAUAAAUUAAGAAGCUAACAAAUCCA